AUGGACGACGGCUAUGGACGAGAUGGACGGCAGGACUUCAUCCGCGGCGCCAAAGACAUCGCCAAGGUGGUGAAGAAGCAGGCGGGCAAGAAGGUGGGCCGCAGCGUGGACAAAAUGGCCGACGAGUACACCAAGCGCUCGUACAAGCGCUUCGAGGAAGAGGACGACGAUGACGACUACCCCGUGCAGCAGAGCCAAGAUGGCGACGGCUACUACCGCAACGACAGCCGGGCCAACGACGAAGAGGGCGGCCACAGCGACUCCACGGAAGGUCACGACGAAGACGAUGAGAUCUACGAGGGCGAGUACCAGGGAAUCCCCCGGGCAGAGUCCGGAAAAACUGUUCCGGUGGACGGGAUUGCUCCCCAAGCUCAGAUCAGGGACCUGGCCCAGUUCGAGGCGGAGAGGAGGAAGGAUCAGGAGGAGUUGGCCCAGCAGUACGAGACCAUCCUGCAGGAGUGUGGCCAUGGGAAGUUCCAGUGGACGCUGUACUUUGUGCUGGGGCUGGCGCUGAUGGCGGACGGUGUGGAGAUCUUCGUGGUGGGCUUUGUGCUGCCCAGCGCAGAGAAGGACAUGUGUCUGUCAGAGGAAAGCAAGGGCAUGUUGGGUCUUAUUGUGUACCUGGGGAUGAUGGUGGGGGCCUUCCUGUGGGGCGGCCUGGCCGACCGGAUUGGACGGCGACAGACCCUCCUCAUUUCUCUCUCCAUCAACAGCGUGUUUGCCUUCUUCUCCUCCUUCGUUCAAGGAUACAGCUCCUUCCUUUUAUGCCGUCUGCUCUCCGGCGUGGGCAUCGGUGGUUCCAUCCCCAUCGUGUUCUCCUACUACUCUGAGUUCCUGGCCCAGGAGAAGAGAGGAGAGCACCUCAGCUGGCUCUGCAUGUUCUGGAUGAUCGGUGGCAUCUACGCCUCUGCCAUGGCCUGGGCCAUCAUCCCCCACUAUGGCUGGAGUUUCCAGAUGGGCUCUGCGUACCAGUUCCACAGCUGGCGUGUGUUUGUGUUAGUGUGUGCCUUCCCCUCUGUGGCAGCCAUCUCUGCCCUCACCACAAUGCCCGAGAGCCCACGCUUCUUCCUGGAGAAUGGGAAACACGAUGAGGCUUGGAUGAUUCUGAAGCAGGUGCAUGACACCAACAUGAGGGCGAAGGGCUACCCAGAGAGGGUCUUCUCUGUGACCACCAUCAAGACAGUUAAGCAGAUGGAUGAGCUGGUGGACAUGGGAGAGGGCACCGCCUGGCACCAGAGAUGGAGGAUGAAGCUGGCUGACCUGUUCAACCAGGUGUGGAGCAACUUCAUGGCCAUAUUCUCUCCUGAGUACCGCCGCACCACUCUCAUGAUGAUGGCUGUGUGGUUCUCUAUGUCGUUCAGUUACUACGGGCUGACGGUGUGGUUCCCUGACAUGAUCAAGUACCUCCAGAAGCAGGAGUACUCCUCGCGCACCAAGGUCUUCAUCAAGGAGAAGGUGGAGCACGUCACUUUCAACUUCACCCUGGAGAACCAGGUGCACCGCAACGGAGAGUACUUCAACAACAAGUUUAUGAAUCUGAAGAUGAAGUCCAUGGUGUUCGAGGAUUCUCUGUUUGAGGAGUGCUACUUUGAAGACAUCACCUCCAGCAACACCUUCUUCAAGAACUGCACCUUCAUCGCCACCCUCUUCUACAACACAGAUCUGUUCAAGUACAGGCUGAUCAACAGCAAACUGGUCAACAGCACCUUCCUGCACAACAAGGAGGGCUGCAUGCUUAGCGACUUCAGCGACGAGAACAGUGCCUACAUGAUUUACUUUGUCAGCUUCCUGGGCACCCUGGCCGUGUUGCCUGGCAACAUUGUGUCGGCGCUGCUCAUGGACAAGAUCGGACGGCUGAGGAUGCUGGCGGGCUCCAGUGUGAUCUCUUGUGUCAGCUGUUUCUUCCUGUCGUUCGGCAACAGCGAGUCGGCCAUGAUCGCUCUGCUCUGUCUGUUCGGGGGCAUCAGCAUCGCCUCCUGGAACGCCCUGGACGUGCUGACGGUGGAGCUCUACCCCUCUGACAAGAGAUGCACAGCGUUUGGCUUUCUAAACGCCCUCUGUAAGCUGGCAGCCGUGUUGGGCAUCAGCAUCUUCACCUCUUUCGUGGGCAUUACCAAGGCUGUGCCCAUCCUUUUUGCCUCCGGGGCGCUUGCAGCGGGCAGCUUCCUGGCGUUCAAGCUGCCGGAGACACGGGGCCAGGUGCUGCAAUAA
Messenger RNA from Salvelinus namaycush (lake trout), 2211 nucleotides. Its product is annotated as synaptic vesicle glycoprotein 2A-like. NCBI's taxonomy places the organism in Eukaryota, Metazoa, Chordata, Actinopteri, Salmoniformes, Salmonidae. Gene Ontology annotation, molecular function: transmembrane transporter activity. The record is from RefSeq and is a predicted model, not a curated record. The transcript has 12 exons. Gene Ontology annotation, cellular component: membrane. Gene Ontology annotation, biological process: chemical synaptic transmission; transmembrane transport. Bases 1 to 2211 code for a protein of 736 amino acids.